AUGAUAUGUACAUUUGAAACAUUACCAAAUGAAAUUCUUCUUAUCAUCUUCUCUUAUUUAUCAUGGUUAGAAAUGUUAACUUCUUUAUGGUCAUUAAAUAAUCGCAUAAAUUAUCUUAUUUGUUCAAUUGUUUCCAAAAAUGAUAAUAAAAAAACUAGUGGUCUUAUUAUUAAAGAAUCUGGUUUAUCUUAUAAUAAAUGUUAUUCAAGAUUAUUUCCAUUAUUUAAUCAUUCAUCAUUAUUAUCAUUUUGUUCUUGUAUUCGACGUAUGUGUUUUGAUGGAACAAAUUCAAUAGCUUGUGAUAUUAAUUAUGAAUGGAUUUUUUUUCAAAAUAAUAAUAAAAAAAUUCUUCGCUUUCCAAAUCUUGAAUCACUUAUUGUUACUCAAUGUUGGUUAUCUGAAUCGUUAAUUGAAAAUUUAUCUUUACUUAUUCGACAUCAAUUAGAUGAACUUACAUUAAUAUUCGAUAAGGAAAUGUUCAAUUCUCUUCGAUAUGAAAAUCCAUCUGUGAAAAAGAAUUAUGGAAGAAGUAAUUAUUAA
This is a messenger RNA of Rotaria sp. Silwood2, 540 nucleotides long. Lineage: Eukaryota; Metazoa; Rotifera; Eurotatoria; Philodinida; Philodinidae. The record is from the annotation of a GenBank genome assembly.